Molecule: messenger RNA, 2190 nt
Organism: Adineta steineri
Lineage: Eukaryota; Metazoa; Rotifera; Eurotatoria; Adinetida; Adinetidae
Source: the annotation of a GenBank genome assembly
AUGAACGAUUUCAGCAAACGUGUCAAUAGUAUUAUUGUUAAAAAUUUACCCAAAGAUUUUAAUACAAAUCAGUUGGAUAAUCUAUUUUCACAAUUUGGACAAAUCAUUUCAAGUAAAGUUUUACCAUUUACUCCAAAUUAUGAAGGUGGUUGUGGGUUUGUUAAUUUUGCUGAUGCCGAAAGUUGUAAUCAAGCUGUUGAAAAGAUGAAUGAGUUUGUUGUUGAUGGAUUUACUUUACGUGUUAGUCAUUCAGCGUCACGAAAUGGAAAUAAUAACUCGGAUCGACCACAAAAUGGGUUUCGUAGUUUUGGUCAAUCAUUUAAUCGUACGACGUCAGCAACAGCUGUUAAUCCAGAAGAGACUAAUGGUACAUUAUCACCUGGUGUUAAUGCUCGAUUUUCUGGUUUUCGAUCACCAAGUGCAACUCAAUUUAAACCAAUGACAGCUGAUAGUACACAUUCAAGUACAAAUGAACUAAAUGGAACACCACAGUCCAAUAAACCAUUAUGGAAUAGUAAUUCUGGACAACAAACACCUUUAAUAUCAAAUAAUAAAAGUCCAUUUCAAAAUGGAACAUCAAAUGUUACUCAACAAAUAAAUAUUCAAGAACAUGAACCAUUAGUUAUCAAUAAAAUUUAUAAUGUUUAUUUAUCAAAUCUUGAAGUACCUAAUAUAAUAUUUGCAGCAACAUUAGAUGAUUAUGUCAAUGCGACAUUACUUAUUACACAAAUGAAUAAACAUGAACAACUUUCAAAAGUUCAAGCAAAUUCUUAUAAAUCGAAAUUAACUGUUGGACAAGCUUGUGCUGCACUUUUCAAUGGUGAUUGGUAUCGAGCUCGUGUUUUAGAAACGGGUGAAAAUCGUGUACGUGUUCAAUAUAUUGAUUGGGGUAAUAGUGGAUGGUGUGAUUCAAUUCUUGAAAUUCGUCCAUUACCAAAUGAAUAUUACAAAGAUCCAGCAUUAUGUGUGAAAUGUAUAUUAGAUGGUAUACCAUCUAAUGAAAAACUUUCCCAAGAACAAACAAAUAAUAUUCUCGGCAUACUUGUUCUUGAUCUUAAACUUGAAAUGACUGUAGUACGUAUUGAAAAUGGUUUUCCAGUUGUACGAUUAAAUUUAGAUGAACGAAAUUUAAAUAAUGAAAUACUUUCAAUAUUUUCAUCAUCAACAAAUGUAAUAAAACAAAAUCCAAUAGUUAAUUUUGAUUCAAAUAAACCUGAUAUAAAUCUAUCGGAAAUGCAUCAUGUUCAAUUGACAACUGUUGAUGCUCAAUCAGAAUGUUUUCAUGUUUUACUUAUGCGUGAUUGUUUACCAACAAUAAUGAAUAUAUUAAAAGAUUGGAAUGCUAAUAAACAACCACUUACUGUUCAACCAAAAGCAGAUACACUUAUUUGUGCACAAUAUGAUGCAGAUAAUCUAUGGUAUCGAGCAUGGAUUGAAAGUGUAACGGAAAAUGGUUGUCGUGUCUAUUUUGUGGAUUUUGGUAAUGAAGAAAUUGUUUCAAGUGAUCGUAUUAGUGAAUGUCCAGAUAUUUUAAAAACUAUUCCAUGGCAAAGUGUACAAAUUAAAUUAGCUAAUAUUAAAUUAACAGAUGAUGAACGUGAUACACUUUUAAGAGAUUUUGAAAGUGAACGACUUGAAAUGAAAAUUAUGCAAAAGAAUCAAGAUAUUUAUCUUGUGGAUUUACUUCAAAAUGGAAAAUCACUCGCUGAUCAUGUAUUAGAAUUACGUAAGAAAGAACAACAACAAAUUACACCAAAACCUAUUGAGAUUCCAAAAGUACUUGCAGAACCAAUUCAACAAACAUUGCCUAAAACACCAGUGCCAAUAUCAAAAACUAAAACAGAAAGUUUUCCACAAACAGCUAAUGAAAUUUCACGUACUAUUUCACAAGCUGUUCAACCAAUUGUUGAUCUUCUACAACGACCUCCAACACUAAACAAUAAUCAGAUAUUUCAAUCGGGAAUAACAAAAACACCUAUUAUAACAGAUACUGCUAAAAAACCAUUAUUUAGUAGUUCGAAUACGACACCGAAACAACUAUUAACUUCUGAAAAAGACAAUGAUACUAGUGUGAACGAUAAUUUAACCAUUUUGAUUACUGAACAACGUCGACAAAAUCGUUUACUUGAACAAGUGAUUGCAGCAAUUAAUACAACUAAUUCUCUUCUUACCCAACUAGUUCAACGUUAG